Messenger RNA from Strongylus vulgaris, 684 nucleotides. Lineage: Eukaryota; Metazoa; Nematoda; Chromadorea; Rhabditida; Strongylidae. The record is from the annotation of a GenBank genome assembly.
AUGAAUUGCUGUGCACAUAAUAAUCAUUUAUUGUGUUCUGAUCGUGCUAACUUCGUUCAAUACCCCUCCUAUUUGAUCCAACAGAUGCUUUCAGUAUCUUCUCGCAGACUUAUACAACUUACAGCAGCUAGGAUGACAGAUCACUCAAUUUAUCAGUUUAAAGUCAAGGAUGCAGAUGGAAAGGACGUUUCUUUGGAGAAGUACAAGGGAAAAGUAGUUGUCAUUGUCAACGUUGCAUCACAAUGUGGUUACACUAACUCCAACUACACCCAGCUCAAAGAAAUUCUUGACAAGUAUCAUUCUAAAGGUCUCGAAGUAGCAGCAUUCCCGUGCAACCAGUUUGGAAACCAGAUUGAUGUGUCACUGAAAGAUUUACUUGAAUCCCUCCCAACAUCUCAGGAACCUGCCUGUGAGCUCGACAUCAAGAAGUUUGUGAACGACAAGUUCAAAUUCGAGCCUGAUCUAUACGCUAAGAUUGAUGUCAAUGGUGACAAAGCGGAGCCCCUUUACAAAUUUCUGAAGAAGGAAAAGGGUGGGACUCUGCUCGAUGCUAUCAAGUGGAAUUUUACCAAAUUCUUGGUGGACAGAGAAGGAAAGGUUGUGAAAAGAUAUGGACCAAACACAGAGCCGAAAGAAAUGGUAAAGGAGAUUGAAACUCUCUUGGGUCAAUCAACCAAACUCUAA